Messenger RNA from Drosophila miranda, 1137 nucleotides. Its product is annotated as 39 kDa FK506-binding nuclear protein. The transcript has a single exon. The record is from RefSeq and is a predicted model, not a curated record. The coding region runs from base 1 to 1137 and encodes 378 amino acids. Lineage: Eukaryota; Metazoa; Arthropoda; Insecta; Diptera; Drosophilidae.
AUGGCAACCUCUAGUCUGGUGGAAUUUCCAGAUCUGAUCAGUGCCAAGAACAGAACCGAAUCCCUGGCCCUCCCCAAUGUGAAGCGCAUCAACAAUAUAGCAGACUACAUGGCCGAUCCCUUGAAUUUCGAUGGCGACAUCAAAAAGCUGGCUGGUCGCUUUAAGAACGAGGCCAAGCAGUGCCAGGAUGUCGUCAAUCUCUUGAGAGACCAUCUGCAGGUGAAGACUACAGCUCUGGCUCAGGUCAAGGAGGAUAUGCUGGAGCUGCAGCGCAAGCUCAAGGAGCCAGAUGCCACUUUCGUCUACGUGACCAUGAAGAAGCAGGUCCUGGUUAAGUUCUUCGACGAGACCGAGAUGAACGAGUACGAUGUGCCGACGGCCCUGAUGCGAUUCAAUCUCAAGAUGAGUCAUCUUUACGGGGAAAUCCUGGCGCUGGACAGCGACAUUGAUUACGUGAACUACUUAAAGGGCAUUGCUACAGUCAACAAUCAGUAUGUGAAGGAUUGGUACAAGCGCGAAAUGACCAAGAAGUUCAAGAUGGAGCUUGAGGAGAAGGAUCCUAAAGCGAAGGAGUCUGCGGAGUCUUUCGAACGUGAGGACGACUCUGAAGAGGACUUUUAUGAGGAGUUUGAGGAGUUUAUCGGACAUGAUCAGUCUGGAGUGGAGGCUGAAGAAAAGGAGCCUGAGGGAAAGGAGCCUAAUGAAAAGAAGUCUGAGGAAAAGGAGUCUGAGAUGAAGGAUCCUGAAGAGGACACUGACUCGUGUUCCAAAGACCCUGAAGAGAUGUGGCCUGUGGAGGAGGAGCAUGUGAAUAAGUUCGAAAAUAAGGAUAAGAACGCUAAGGGAAUGUUACCUGAGAAGAAAGUAUCUAAGGAGAAGGUCGCUGAAAAGAAGUUCCCUGAGGAGAAGGAGCCUGAAGAGAAACCUCCUGGGCAGAAGGAUCCAAAGAAGAUGGCUACUGGGGACAAGGACGCUAAGUUACCUAAGAAGAAAGUCACGGGGAAAAAUGCCUCUAAGGAGGUGCUCCCUAAGAAGUUGCCUGGGAAGAAAGUCUCUAAGGAGAAGGUCAUUGAAAAGGAUGUCUCUGAGAAAAAAGUCCAAAAGGUGGCUCCGAGACGAUUGUCCAAUUAUGAAUGA